UAUAAUUCUUGCAUAAUUCAAUUUCAGGUCAGGAAAUACACACACUAGUAUGGAGUGCCAGAAUAAACCAGACGGAAAUUACCCAAUACCAAACCAGUGCAAGCAAUAUAUUCAGUGUCUUAAUGGAGUUGCUCAGAUAAACACUUGUCCACCUCACCAGAAUUAUGAUCCAGCGUUGCAUACUUGCAUACCGGAAGUGUCCUACCCAUGUCAAAUAACGCCCACUACUCCAGCAACAAAUAUCAAAACCCCAGGGCACGACAUAUCUAACUUUUGUAAGUUCAGAUCAGAUGGACUUUAUGACAGUCCAAAUGCAUGCAAGGAAUAUAUCUAUUGUGCUAGUGGAAAAGCCAAUCUAAUGUUUUGUGGACAAGGACUAUAUUUUGACCCCAAGUUGAAAUAUUGCUUCUUCAAAGAUCAAGUACAGUGUAUAGAUUCCACAGUGAACCCACAUAAUUUCUGUGCCAAUAAACCUGACGGUUUCUAUGCUCACCCAAACGAGUGCCACAAAUACUAUAUCUGCAGCCGUGGGGUUACUACUAAAAUGACCUGUUUGAACGGACAAAUUUUUGAAAAUAACCACUGUCAAGUUUCAAAUAAAAUUUGUUAAUUUUU
Messenger RNA from Octopus bimaculoides (California two-spot octopus), 615 nucleotides. RefSeq names its product acidic mammalian chitinase. Gene Ontology annotation, biological process: carbohydrate metabolic process; chitin catabolic process. The record is from RefSeq and is a predicted model, not a curated record. Lineage: Eukaryota; Metazoa; Mollusca; Cephalopoda; Octopoda; Octopodidae. Gene Ontology annotation, molecular function: chitinase activity; chitin binding. Gene Ontology annotation, cellular component: extracellular region.